Messenger RNA from Carya illinoinensis, 1368 nucleotides. RefSeq names its product sarcoplasmic reticulum histidine-rich calcium-binding protein. The record is from RefSeq and is a predicted model, not a curated record. The transcript is spliced from 3 exons. Lineage: Eukaryota; Viridiplantae; Streptophyta; Magnoliopsida; Fagales; Juglandaceae. Bases 295 to 1017 code for a protein of 240 amino acids.
CGUGGGCGGUGCGCGAUCGUCUAUAUACACCCAAUCAGACGUCGAAGAAAAUUCUGGAGAGAAGCGUGAGACCAGAGAAAGUCAAGCCCGAGUUCAAUCUAGAAGCCGGCUCGACCACGCCUCUUCGAUCUGGGUCUCCUUCGCUUAUUCUUCGACUCAGAUCUGUGUUGGGUAGCCUGGUGUGCCACACACAUUGUCAUUUUCAUUGUCAUUGUCAGUCUGGUGAAUAUUGAAAAUGUACUUCUGGUCAUCAUCAUACCAAAAUGCAGGUAUUGAACUGGUUUUUGUAUUUCAAUGGACGCCAAGAGGUUCAUCCAAUUGGUUGAGGAGAAAAAGAAGAGAGCUUUGGAGAAGAAGGAGGCCCCUUUGAAAUGGGAGCAGAAGCUAGAAGCUGCUGCUAAGGCAAAGGCUGAUGCUGAAGCCAAAGAGAGGAAGCUGAAGGCUACAAAGCAUAAAAGAAAAUCAGUGUCCCAUUCAGAUAAUGACAGUGAUAGUAACAGCAGUGAUGGGGGAAGGAAGUCGAAUAAAAGAAGCCACAAGAGGCACAGGAAGCAUGCCCACUCUGACUCGAGUGGUGACAAUGAAAGAAAAAAGGAGAAGAAAACCAAGCAAAAGAUGAGGAGACAAUCCUCUAGCUCAAGUGAUGAUAGUGCUGAUGACCAUGAAGGUGGAUCAGGUGAAGAUUGGAAGAGAAAAAGGCAAAACCACAGAAGGCACAGGCAUCAUGAUUCAAGAUCUGAUUCUGAUAGUUCUUCGAGUGAUGAUGAUGGUGAGGUAAUCAAGAGGAGAGGCCAUGCAAAGCGUCACAAACACCACAGACGGUUGGAAUCUAGUACUUCAGAUUCUUUUAGUGAGAACGAUGCAAAAAUUCGAAAGAGAAGUCAUGCAAAGCACCACAAACGCCAUGAAAGGAGUGAAUCUAUUGAAAGUGCAUCAGAUGACAACCAUGAAGAAGCAGGUAAACGAGCAAGGCACAUGACGUCUGGCCCCCAAGGCCACUACCGCCACAAACAUUGACGCCAUCACUUCGAUGGGGACAGAAACCAUUUGCCCAGGGAAGAUUGAGAACAAAAAUUUUGCUCGUGAUGGUGACAUGUAUGAAGAUUUCUGAUAUCCGUGAUGAUCAAGCUACCUUAUUAGCGUUAAUUUGCUUUGUUUUUUGGUUCAUGGAUUCCAUGAAAUUUUGAUGCAAACUGGACGUGAUUGGUACCAAAAUUUGUGGAAGUCUCAUGUUCAGACUUGAUUAGUAAUUAAUUCCUAACGUAUUUCUAAACCAGACUGACAGUUUUUGAACCAAAUUUUAACUUGUGGUUUUGUAUGGAUUCUUGAGGUUUAAAUUUUAGCUUCCAAUAUAUAUUGAUUUUUUAA